AUCCGGCAAGGAAAUUCCUCGGUUUGUGGUCAUGCGGUGCUGUGUGCAUCGGCUGUCCUGGGCUAUGCUGCCGCUUAGCUCUCAUCCGACAUCUUCUCUGUUCUGCUCUGUUUCCGGUGGCUCUGGUUCUGAGGGGAGUAGCUUUGUCAACGGUGGUUCUCGUUUUAGCAAGCUGGAUGUUGAUGGUGGAGUUGGUUCAGGAGGACGGUUGUCAGGAUGAUACGGAGACCCCACUGGCUUGGUGUCGGAGUCACCGGUCCUUUCUAACCAGAUGCCCCACUUGUCUCAGGUGAUCUCGUGUUUGGUGGUAGGAGGUAGCUCCUCUAACUCUCAAGCUCGAGCGGCAUCUACCUCCUUGUUCCAUCUCCCAAGCUACCGGAGAUGUGUAAGUUUGGUGGAAGACACUACCGUAGUUGAUUGUUUUUA
Arabidopsis arenosa is the source of this 426-nucleotide messenger RNA. Lineage: Eukaryota; Viridiplantae; Streptophyta; Magnoliopsida; Brassicales; Brassicaceae. The record is from the annotation of a GenBank genome assembly.